CGCGAGCGCGUGCGCAUAUUUGUGACCGUGAACUGAGCCCCGUCAGUGCAUAGUGCGUGCUACAGCUUGCAUGCGAGACGAGCAACAAGCACCAUGAACUGCGCACUGCCUCGAGAAAGCGAAGAAUAUUGGAGCCACUUGUGGAAGGAAGGACUAUCGAUAUGGCAGCAGGAAGGAGUGACCAAACUCUUGACGGACAACAAAGAUGUCAUUCUCGCUGGAAAAUCCCGCGCGCGGGUGUUGAUACCACUAUGCGGAAAAGCACGAGAACUGAAGUGGUUUUAUGGACACGGACACAGCGUGAUCGGUGUGGAAUUCGUAGAGGAGUGCGUGCGCAGCUACUUCACUGAGAGCGAUCUGCAAUUGCAAGAGGCUUCUUGCCCCAUUAUCAAAUGCAAAAUACUCAGGACACCAGACCAUCGACUGCAAGUGUUCAUCUGCAACAUUUUUGACUUUAAAAGGGAGUGCGCUGGGACUGUGGACAUUGUUUGGGACAGAUCUGGAUUUACAGCCAUGAGAGACGAGAAUCGCGCCAGAUAUGCUGCGGUGAUCAAAAGCCUGCUGGCCCCAGACUUCUCGUACGGCAUGUGGACGGUUGUUUAUGAUGCGAAGUGUGUUACCAACAUGGUCGCGCCCCAAAGCACCGGAGAGUCUGCCCUGCAGGAGCAUUUUGGAGACGUGGCAAAGAAGAUUGCGCUGGUGGAUAGCCACGUUGAAGAGACGGCAUUGUACGCUCGGGGCGGCGGGCCAUUUACUUUUUGUCUAUGGCACAUGACGCCGCACUUGACGUGAAAGCUUAGAAUGUUUAGACCAUAGCACUUGUUUCACUACAAUUGUGGCGUUUAUACGUUAGUAUGCUUUCAGCACUAUAGUUCACAGCUUUUGUUUAGUGAGUUGUGUAAAAAUAAAAGUUCUUCUUAGAUAUGA
Dermacentor andersoni is the source of this 927-nucleotide messenger RNA. NCBI's taxonomy places the organism in Eukaryota, Metazoa, Arthropoda, Arachnida, Ixodida, Ixodidae. The record is from RefSeq and is a predicted model, not a curated record.